Messenger RNA from Hippoglossus stenolepis (Pacific halibut), 3916 nucleotides. It is a transcript of the gene dclk3, whose product is annotated as doublecortin-like kinase 3. The record is from RefSeq and is a predicted model, not a curated record. NCBI's taxonomy places the organism in Eukaryota, Metazoa, Chordata, Actinopteri, Pleuronectiformes, Pleuronectidae. Gene Ontology annotation, molecular function: ATP binding; protein kinase activity. Gene Ontology annotation, biological process: intracellular signal transduction; protein phosphorylation. The coding region runs from base 191 to 2797 and encodes 868 amino acids. The transcript has 7 exons.
ACGUGUCGCCAUGGUAACCGCUGUAGCUCCGGCAGGUCCGGUCAGCUCGCGGCGCAUCCCGCUUCAACAGGAGGAGAACAGCAGGAGAACAGCAGGAGAACAUGGCCGCUGCUUGUAGAGGAAUAAAAGUGAAGUAGAGGAAGUGUCAGUGAGUUAGUAGAGCAGCGCUGGUGCUUUGCUCUGCAAACACAUGACGCCGUCACAGAGAGGCCGGUAUGACGCUAAAUGGAGAAUGGCAGCGCCUCCUAACAUUCCCUCGUUGAAGCGUCCUGGUGGGAUACCCCAGCCAUGGCCCAUCCGCCCCCACCCUGCAGGGCAGGUCCAUAGGUCCCACUUCCUACAUCCUCCUCCUCCUCCUCCCACUCAUCUGCCUCUUUUCCACACCCGCCAUGCAGAGGAGAGCGCAGAGAGGCCGCAUCUGGUCACCAUCGUCCACCCCAGUGGUCGGAGUACACUGCGGAAGGUAACAGUCUUGUUGAACCGCAGGGGCGUGGUGUCCUUCGAGCAGCUGCUACUGGAUAUCUCAGAGGCGUUGGGAUUUCCUCGCUGGCACAGGGCAAGAGUUACACGCCUUUACACGACCCACGCACGAGAGGUGAAAGGUGUGUGUGACUUCUUCAGAGGAGAGGUGGCCUUCCUGGCGCUGGGUAAGGCACGUCCAGAGCUGAGCAGCAUGCAGGAGGCUCUGGAGGAGCUCUUUCCAGAGCAUUCCCAUUACCGAGCUGACGCUCUCCGGGCCUGGGUGAAAAGACUUAUCCCAGCACCAGACAAAGCUGCUAAGGCCGACAGCGGAUACAGCGAGGGGGCAGAGAGCAACGACACUAACCAAGAGACACAACAGGACACAAAUACACACGUCAAAAAUCAUACUAAUACACACAAACAUCACAAUAUAGACGCCCACUACCCUGACAAUUAUCACCCAGAUGUCCAGAAGUCUAACAAAAAGAGUUCUUGCAGAAAACCAGCUCACCUUCCCAACCACCUGCAGAGGUUACACGUGAGGGGCGGGGUCAGAGAGCGACAGCCUUCCAUCAUUGGUCCAUUUAAACAUGAGGAGGGUCUCAGAGAAGCAGAAAUACCCUCCCCUACACUGUGUGAGAACUGCUUAGCGAUAAGAGCUAAACAUCAGGGGACAGAACGGGUCAAUCCCCUGUCAGGGAGGGUCCCACUUCCUCCGGUGGCGAGAAAGCAAAAAAAUUGUUCUCAUAUAGAACAAGAGGUGAGAAAGGUGGAUGUUCCUCUCAGCCCUCCACCUCCUCAAACAAUCAACAGGGAUGAGGAGAAGAGUCUGGCACGGUCACACCUUUUAAAACCACUUCCCGAUGUGGGUCCGGCACGGAAAGACGCACAGCAGGCGACGACCUUUGACCUUCGUUCAGACGGCAGCGACGUCACCCUGUCAGAUAUUGAGCGUUGCUACGAGAUAGGACGUGUGGUCGGAGAUGGGAACUUUGCGGUGGUGCGAGAGUGCCGCCGUCGUGACACCGGGCAACCCCUCGCCAUAAAGAUAAUCGAACGCUCCAAGCUGAUCGGUCGGGAGCACAUGAUGCAGAACGAGCUGAGCCUCCUGGGAAGCCUGUGUCACAGACGCAUCGUGCGGCUGUUCGCUAACCACCACACAUACAGUCACUCGUACCUGGUGAUGGAGCUGGUGACGGGGGGGGAUCUGUUUGAGGCCAUCAGCGAGCGGGGGAAGUUUUCCGAGGCAGAGGCGGGACUGAUGGUGUCAGACAUGAGUGACGCUUUAAAUUACAUCCACGUCAAGAGCAUUGUCCACCGAGACCUCAAACCAGAAAACCUGCUGAUAGAGCAUGUGGCAGGUGGCAUCUGCCGGCUGAAGCUGGGAGACUUUGGUCUCGCUAUGGUUGUAACUGAACCAGUCUUCACCAUAUGUGGAACGCCAACAUACGUAGCCCCAGAGAUUCUCUUUGAGACAGGUUAUGGUAUAGAAGUGGACGUAUGGGCUCUGGGUGUUAUCCUCUACAUCCUGCUGUGUGGCUUCCCCCCAUUUCGCAGUCGGGAUCGGGACCAGGAAGAGUUGUUCCAGCUAAUAAAACAGGGGGAACUACACUUCCUGUCCCCCUACUGGGACCCCAUCUCAGAGGAAGCCAGAGGUCUUGUCAGAGCUCUGCUUCAGCCAGAUCCCACAGUGAGGUUGACAGCUGAGCAGACCCUGCUGCAUCCCUGGGUGGAGGCUAUGGCUUCGGUUUACAGCCAGGGGGCGCUCACAGACAAAACACAGAGGAACACCACAGACACUAGUGCAGAAUCAGAGAGAGUUCAGAGAGCAGCUCAGACCAAAGCAACAGAAACAACAACAGACAAAAGAUCAGGAGUCACUGGCAGAGAAGGAGAAAUGACACACAAAGAGCUCAGCAGAACUGAUGCGAGACAAACUGAGAUGAAGACAGGGAGAGGGCAAGAUGAGGACAAACAAUCAACAGAGACAAGUGCAGUUCACACCAUAUCUACACAGAUCAAAGUGCACACAAAGACUGAGGACACAUCUCGUCAACAGAAAUCAGACUGCAUGUCUACACCCAGCAGGGAGCCCAGCAGGCGAGAAAUACAAGAUCCAGGCCCUGAGGUGUCAAACACAGGCUGCGAAACAGGAAGCCCAAUCAGCCCAGGAGUUGAAGGCAGUCAUCUUGGUGCCCCUGCAGCAGAAACUGAACUUCUAUCCCACAUUAAGACACAGUCACAACAAAACAGCCACCAGCAGACACCUCCAGAUUCACCACAACACCACCCAGCCUCCCAACCAGCGGCUUCCUUAUCUUCUUCAUCACCGUGAUGAGCCGAGGCCUCACACCGCCGUCAUCCACCCACCUACACAAACACACUGUCCUGACCUGACUGUCAAUCUCGUGUUUAACUGUGUGAUUAGAUCAGGGUCAUCACUUUCAUUGUUACGGACAAUGCAGCUGAUUUCUUGGCAGCUGAAUCCUUGAAUGGCCCCACAGAUAAUGUGAUGUGCUCUCUGGGGAUUGAAUAGCACCUGAUUCACGGGGGAAGAUAAAUCUCAUAAAUGUGUGUAAUCCAUUUACCCUGAGUAGUCAUAAAUCGAUCAUGAAAUGUUGUGAUGACCAAGGUGUGUGUGCAUCUAGAGGAGGAUGGGACACUGAACACUGUUGAAAUGAGUGGAAUACACUUGAUCGUCUGAUAUUUAAACAUAUUUUGUUGUUGUUCCUAAUGCUGUUGUGUAUUCAUGUGAUGAUGUUUUAGCACAUGUCUGGAGUGUUUUUGUUUUGGUCGACCAUCUGUCUUUUCAGGCCAACCAUGUUUACCUUUGAGAAGAUAUCAUGUUCCUGCCGUAUCUAUUUUUGAUUGCUAGUGUGACAACACUGAUCUGCCCUAUAGUCCAUUCCUAGAAGUCUGUAUCAUUUAACUAGCAACAUUAGUGUACUACAUGUUCAUAAGCUAAAGAUAACUUUAUUUUGCUCAUAGUAACACUUUGCCAUAUUUACCGCUCUUUUGCCAUCUUUCCACCGACAGUGUGAAGGCCCUAUUGCUUUUCAUUUGAUUAUUCAGGCAAAUGAAUCGCAUAUUUGAUGGCUUGAACAUACUCAAAAACUCACCAAACUUCACGGGCACGUCAGGCCUGAUGAAAAUGUACGUAUUCUGGAGUAAUUUGAAAUAGGUGUGGCAAAAUGGCUCAACAGCGCCCCCGAAAUUGCAGCAAUUUCGUCUGGUUUAACCGAUCUUCGGUACACGUGUAUCAUGACCGGAUGAAAAAAAACAGUUCCAGUACCAAUUUGAUUAAAGUAACAGGAAGAUGGCUAUUUUGGAUUUUGUGGCCAUUUUGCACUUUGUGUAUUUUAACAAACUCCUUUUGGAGCUUUCAUCAGAUCGACUUCAAAUUCGGUGAGUGUCAUUUUAACAAGAUUGAGAUUAAAACUAACUCAAAUUGUGA